CUGAACGUUUUGUCUACUUUCUUCUGCUACAUUUACAUUUCUAAUAGAGGUUUACGAACGUGUGUUGUAGUGCUAGCAUGACUUGAUUUUGCCGUGAGUGAAGAUUUUCAUUAGGCUAAGAAUAGACUGUCUGCAUUCAGCUAGCUGCCCUGUUUUUUCUUUUUGGCGGUUUAACAUGGCCUGUUGGAGGUGUAUGAUUUGCUUUGUUUUUGUUGCCUUAACAUUGAAGUCUCUCUUAAGCCAUAUUAACAAAACACAUAGCCGCAGUCCAAACUUCCGAGUCAUAUGCGGAAUAGAUGGUUGUACAGAGGAAUACAGAGUCUUUAACUCUUUUUACUACCAUAUCAGACGCACUCAUGCUCUGUAUCUUGCGACUGGGAACCCUCCUACCCAGUGGAUGACAGCAGCAUCAUCUGACUUAUCACAUGCUGCAGGUGAACAUUUUGACAUACCAGUUUUUUCUGACUGUGCCACUAAAACACAAGGAAUGCAAAGGACCGACAGUGAGGUCAACAUACCUGUCAUUCCAAAUGAAAUGUCAAGUCCGGAGCUUGAGGAUUUCCAGACUCCAAAUACUGAUAAUCAGGAAGGAGCUGCUACAGCAAGUGAAAAUCUCGUCAGAUGUGCAGCUGCAUUUACCAUCAGUGUCCGGGAAAGAUGUCACCUAUCCCAGAGGGGUGUCAACAGUAUUGUCUCUGGAGUCCAGCAGUAUCAAACUGCUCUUCUCAGUACCAUGAAGGACACCAUGAAGUCGCUCUUUCAAAGACAUUCAGACAAUAUGGAGCAGCUACAAGAGGCAGUAUUGGCAGAACUGGAAAAUUUUCAAGAUCCUUUCUCCAUGAUGGCUUCCACAUACAUUCAGGACAGCACAAUCCAGAGGCUUUUUAACCCAGUCAUACCAGAGGAGGUAGUUAUGUCUCAAAAGGUUUGCAGAGUUAACAAAGGACAGUCAAGAGUAAUUGCCAUCAAAAACAGAAGUUUUUACUAUAUACCCCUUAUUAGGAGCCUUGAACAGUUGUUGUCCAAUUCCAGGAUUUUUGCCAUGAUCAACACCGCACCUCAGAGUUGCCACAAAGAUGGGUUUUUGUAUGACAUUAUUGAUGGGAGCAUUUAUAAAUCCCAUCCACUGUUUUCAAAAGAACCUUCUGCUUUACAGAUAAUUUUGUAUGCUGAUGAAAUAGAGAUAUGCAAUCCUCUUGGGUCACAUGCUUCAGUAAAUAAAUUAUUCAUGUUUUAUUAUACUUUAGGAAACAUAGACCCCAAGUUUAGGUCAAAGCUUGCUGCAAUCAGACUCCUUGCUAUAGCAAAAGCUGAUGAUAUUGACAAAUGUGGUGUUGAUUUUGUAUUACAAAGGAUUAAUGAAGACUUAAAGUUGCUCUAUAAUGGUGUCAAAAUCCAAACACAGCGUGGUAGCAUGGAUUUAUUUGGUGCUGUAGUUUCGGUCUGUGGUGACACACUUGCCCAACAUGAGCUUGCUGGUUUCAAGGAAGGAGUUGGUUUUGCAUAUAGUAAGUGUAGGCAUUGUGAAUGUACCUUUGAUGAAAUGCAAAUUAAUUUUAAUGAACUAAGUUUUACUAAAAGGACAAUGAAAAAACAUAUUAAGCAGUGCUGUGAAAUAGAAAAGGCUUGCACAGACUUCUUGAAAUCAUCUCUCAAAACCACCUAUGCGAAGGCUCGCCCUGUCGUGGAACGGCUAAAGGAGAGGGGAGACUCAGCAGAGCAGGUAUCCAGCAUGGACCCAGAUCUUCUUAGAUCUUCUGGAAGCAGAAGGAACCAUCUCGACAAGAACGCGUUGUGGGCUGAGGACGCCACCUGGACUGGGAUCGAGUCGUUUGAGGGGCCUUCACGACAUGAUGACAUCACAUACGUGGCUCCUGGGAGCUGCUUCCCCAGCCAGUGGGAGUUCUGA
Archocentrus centrarchus (flier cichlid) is the source of this 1909-nucleotide messenger RNA. RefSeq lists its product as uncharacterized. The coding region runs from base 176 to 1909 and encodes 577 amino acids. The record is from RefSeq and is a predicted model, not a curated record. The transcript is spliced from 4 exons. Lineage: Eukaryota; Metazoa; Chordata; Actinopteri; Cichliformes; Cichlidae.